UUCAAUUAAGUUUUCAUAUUUUAAUUUACUAAACUUUCUUAAAUUUGUUCAUUCAUCUUUGAAAAUGGUUAUGCUGAAAUUAAGACACUCUCGUGUUGGACCUCGGAAACUGUCAGUGCCAAAUUUACAGACAUUGAUCUUCACAUUGUUUGUGACCUUUACAUUCCUCAUUCUCAUUCUCUUAACUCUUCGUAUUCCUAAACCCAACCAACUCAACUCCAUCUCUCGUAACGAUCUCAGAAGCGAUGACAAUGACAAUAAGUGUUGGGUUGAAAUUAUAUCGUGGGAGCCUAGAGCCUUUAUCCAUCAUAAUUUUCUGACAAAGGAAGAAUGUGAACAUAUAAUCAAUAUAGCUAAGCCACAUAUGCAUAAGUCAGCGGUUGUUGAUAAUAUAACAGGAAAAGGUUUGAACAGCAGUUCACGGACAAGCUCCGGAGCUUUUCUUGCGAGAGGACGUGAUAAAAUUGUGAGGAAUAUUGAGAAAAGAAUAGCUGAUGUAACUUUUAUACCUGUAGAGCAUGGCGAAAACCUUAAUGUUCUCCAUUAUGAAGUUGGACAGAAAUAUGAAUCUCAUUUUGACUACUUUUACGAUAAGUUUAGUACUAGGAAUGGAGGUCAACGUAUAGCAACAAUGUUGAUGUACCUUUCAGAUGUUGAAGAAGGGGGUGAGACAGUGUUCCCAGCUGCCGAGGGAAACUUUAGCUCUGUGCCUUGGUGGAAUGAGCUUUCUGAUUGUGGAAAACAAGGACUUUCAGUUAAACCAAAGAUGGGUGAUGCUAUACUUUUCUGGAGCAUGAAGCCUGAUGCGACUCUAGAUCGCGCAAGUUUGCAUGGUGCUUGUCCUGUGAUCAAGGGUGAUAAGUGGUCAUGCGCCAAAUGGAUGCGGAUGGGUGAACACAUAACCCAUUGAACGGAAAUGGAUUCCGUGCAGUCACUAUUUGACUGCAGUGGGAACUUUGUUGGGGGCUAUGACUGGAGCAUUGAUAGGUCAAGAAACAGAGAGUGGCUUCAUACGAGGUGCUGCUGUUGGUGCUGUUUCAGGGGCUGUUUUCUCUAUUGAAGUCUUUGAAUGUUCUCUUGAU
Messenger RNA from Trifolium pratense (red clover), 1082 nucleotides. RefSeq names its product probable prolyl 4-hydroxylase 10. Gene Ontology annotation, biological process: peptidyl-proline hydroxylation to 4-hydroxy-L-proline. The transcript is spliced from 8 exons. Gene Ontology annotation, cellular component: endoplasmic reticulum. Gene Ontology annotation, molecular function: procollagen-proline 4-dioxygenase activity; L-ascorbic acid binding; iron ion binding. NCBI's taxonomy places the organism in Eukaryota, Viridiplantae, Streptophyta, Magnoliopsida, Fabales, Fabaceae. The coding region runs from base 65 to 910 and encodes 281 amino acids. The record is from RefSeq and is a predicted model, not a curated record.